Molecule: messenger RNA, 759 nt
Organism: Gamsiella multidivaricata
Lineage: Eukaryota; Fungi; Mortierellomycota; Mortierellomycetes; Mortierellales; Mortierellaceae
Exons: 4
Coding region: 83-643 (186 amino acids)
Source: RefSeq, a predicted model, not a curated record
GGAACUGCAAGCCGUCUUAACCAACAACCAGUCGCAAAUCCAAGGAGCGAAGACGUUGAUCUACUCUUAACCUGCUGUCUCAAUGUGGGAUCGGCCAACCACCAGCAAGGGAGGGCAUACAUCAAGGACCAUUGACCCGUUCCCAGUGCCAACAGACUACGAAGAACGACUCUAUCCCGAUUUCUUUGCCGAAAAGGAUGGCCUUCCCUUUGCCGUGCUUGAAGUCAAGUCUCCAGAUGCUGAUCCGGAUGAUUGUGACGUAGAUGUCAGAAAGGUAAUCCUUCUCAUGAAGUUGAGUCUUAACUGCCUACUUGAAGCCGGCGUGAAGGACCCUGUCGUUCUAGGGAUGCUUGUUCAAGAUCGACGGUGUGAAGUGUUCUCGAUGGACAUUACCUAUGAGGCAAUUUAUAUACCGAAGGCCCUAGGAAUGUUCGGAAUCCCUGAGAACAAGCUCCAGUUACCCUUACUGCUGCAUGCACUGGGUCCUUUGACAGCUGCCAGGGAGAUCGCCUCCAACACUCUUGCCAAGAUCACUGGUCGUCCACGCCGGGCUCAAGUGGAGAAGAGCUUGUUGACACGUCCAUCAUUCUAUCUACAAGGAGUCAAAAUCCCUGAACCGUUACCUCCAGCUGUGGUACUCUAAUAGUGCCUAUGUUCCCAUGAUGUCAUUGACCUUGGCUACUUGCAGGGUGCUGCAUUGGGCCUACACGAUAGAAUUGCACCCUCACUUUGCCCAAUCUUUGAGCACUGUCAAUAAUU